Molecule: messenger RNA, 1503 nt
Organism: Staurois parvus
Lineage: Eukaryota; Metazoa; Chordata; Amphibia; Anura; Ranidae
Source: the annotation of a GenBank genome assembly
AUGAACCUCGCCAUCGCUCUCACUGCUGCCAGGUACGGGGCUGCCACAGCCAAUUAUACUGAAGUGGUACGCUUGCUGAAGAAGACAGAUCCGCUGAGCGGCAUGGAGCGCGUCUGCGGCGCACGCUGCAAAGACGUUCUAACAGGGCAAGAGUUUGAUGUCCGUGCCAAAUGUGUUAUCAAUGCCACUGGACCUUUCACAGACUCUGUGCGCAAAAUGGACAAUCAGGCGUUCAGCAACAUCUGUCAGCCAAGUGCAGGGGUGCACAUUGUCAUGCCCGGAUACUACAGCCCAGAUAACAUGGGACUUCUGGAUCCAGCCACCAGUGAUGGCAGGGUGAUAUUUUUCCUGCCGUGGGAGAAAAUGACCAUAGCGGGUACCACUGAUACACCAACAGAGAUCACACAUCACCCCUGUCCCACAGAGGAAGACAUCAACUUCAUAUUGACUGAAGUACGGAACUACCUUAGCUCUGAUGUAGAAGUUCGGAGGGGAGAUGUACUCGCAGCUUGGAGUGGUAUUCGUCCAUUGGUCACAAAUCCCAAUUCUGCAGACACGCAAUCAAUAUCUCGCAAUCACGUUGUUGAUGUUGCCGAGAGUGGUCUUGUCACAAUAGCAGGGGGAAAAUGGACAACGUACCGCUCCAUGGCAGAGGACACUUUGGAUGCUGCAAUUACAGCACAUAACCUGAAGGCUGGUCCAUGCAAGACAGUGGGACUUUUCCUUGAAGGCGGAAAGGACUGGGCCCCCACCCUUUACAUCCGUCUUGUCCAGGAUUAUGGCCUAGAGAGUGAGGUUGCCCAGCAUCUAGCUGCCACCUACGGUGAUAAGGCAUUUGAGGUGGCAAAAAUGGCUACAGUUACAGGGAAGAGGUGGCCGAUUGUCGGGAAGAGGCUGGUAUCUGAAUUUCCCUACAUCGAAGCUGAGGUGAAAUAUGCAUUAAAAGAGUAUGCCUGCACUACCAUCGAUGUCCUCUCUCGCCGUACCCGCUUGGCUUUUCUUAACGUCCAGGCUGCAGAAGAAGCUCUGCCACGUAUUGUGGACAUUAUGGGAAAAGAACUGAACUGGAAGGAACAAAGGAAAAAGGAAGAACUAGAAGCUGCAACGAAGUUUCUCUACUAUGAAAUGGGAUACAAAGCUCGAUCUGAACAACUCACGGAUCGAUCAGAAAUUAAUCUGUCUCCUUCAGAUGUGGACAGGUAUAAGAAACGAUUUCACAAGUUUGAUAAGGAUAAGAAAGGAUUUAUAACCAUUUUGGAUGUCCAGCGUGUGUUGGAGAACAUAAAUGUCCAGAUGGAUUCCAAUACCCUGCAUGAAAUCCUCAAUGAAGUUGAUUUGAAUAAGAAUGGACAAGUUGAGCUCAAUGAAUUCCUGCAGCUUAUGAGCGCAAUCCAGAAAGGAUUUGUAUCAAGCAGCCGUCUGGCCAUACUGAUGAAAAGCGCAGAGGAGAACUUGGAUCAAAGGGAGCCCAUACCAGUGGACCGCAGCGGUGGUGGCGUGUGA